Molecule: messenger RNA, 1692 nt
Organism: Malassezia japonica
Lineage: Eukaryota; Fungi; Basidiomycota; Malasseziomycetes; Malasseziales; Malasseziaceae
Gene: kri1
Product: Kinetochore protein Spc24
Exons: 1
Coding region: 1-1692 (563 amino acids)
Biological process (GO): endonucleolytic cleavage in ITS1 to separate SSU-rRNA from 5.8S rRNA and LSU-rRNA from tricistronic rRNA transcript (SSU-rRNA, 5.8S rRNA, LSU-rRNA)
Cellular component (GO): nucleolus; 90S preribosome
Source: RefSeq, a predicted model, not a curated record
AUGGACGGCUCAUACGCGGAGCGCUACAAAGACAUCAAGCGGCAGCUGCAGGCGGAGCAGAGCGCGAGCGAGAGCGAGGAGGAGUCGGAUGUGACGGAGGAUGAGGACGGUGAGCAGCUGACGCCCCAAGUCGAUGCGGCGAUUCUGCGCACGCUGCAAAAGAUCCGGAGCAAGGACCCCGAGGUGUACAAUAGCGAGACGCGCGUCUUUGACCAGUCGCGCGCAGCUGCCGGCGCCGAGGAUGCGCCGCAAGGGCAAAAGCGCAGCAAGAAGGUGACGCUACAGGACUACCAGCGCCAGCGCCUGCAGGACGCCAUGGCCGAGGCGGACCCCGCCAAGGCGUACGCCGAUGCGACGUCCAAGCCCAAAGAGGCGGCGCAAGGCGAGCUUACGCGCGACGAGGAGCAAGAGGCGAUCCGCAACGAGUUCCUCGAAGCGGCGCAGGGCGACGACGAUGACGACCUGUUCCAGGUGCGCCGCGACGACGGCGAGGAUACCUACCGCUCGACGCUCCUCGGCGCGGUCGGCGACGAGGACCAGGUGCGGGGCUUGCUGCGCGACGACCAGAAUACCAUUUCGAAAGAGAACGAGGACUUUUUGCUGAACUAUGUGCUGAACCGCGGCUGGGUCGACCAAGGCAAGGAGGAGAAGCGCGACUGGGACGCCGAGGCCGCCGACCUCGACUCCGAGGCGUCGUUCGACUCCGCGGCGGAUGCGUUUGAGCACGCGUACAACUUCCGCUUCGAGGACCCGUCGCUGGCGCAGCAGAACUUUGCGAUCCAGAGCUUUCCCCGCCAGGCGACCGAUACCGUGCGCCGCUCGGACGACCGCCGCAAGGAGAAGCGUGCGGAGCGUGCGGAGCGCAAAAAGGCCGAGAAGGAGGAAAAAAUGCGCAAGCUCGACCAAGAAAAGUCCAAGAAACGCAAGUCCAUCGCCGAGAUGCUCAAGCAGUUGCGCGAGGCGUCGGGCAGCGACAACCGCAUGGACGACGGGGCGUUUGAGAAUCUGGACCUCGACGCGGACUUUGACCCCGCCGCGCACGACAAGAUGAUGCAGUCGCAGUUUGGCGACGCGUACUAUGGCGAGGAGGGCGAGAAGCCGGCGAUCGACUUUGACGACGACGACUUCCAAGAGAUCCUCGACGAGAACGAGGAGCCAAAGAAGCACCGCAAGGUGACCGGCGAGAGCAUGGACGCCGAUUUUGAGCAAGGCGCCGAUGCGCGCCUCUCGAAGGAGGAAAAGAAGCGCCUCAAGAAGAAGGAGAAAAAGGCGCGGGCCAAGGCCGAGCGCGAGCCCGAGAUCGAGAUGGACGCCGAGGCAGCGCCCGUCUCCGAGACCGACCGCAAGGCCAAGGCGCGCGAGCUGAUGGACGAGUACUACAACCUUGGGUACGAAGAUAUGAUUGGCGAUAUUCCCACACGAUUCAAGUACGCGAGCGUCCCGAAAGAAGACUACGGGCUGAGCGCGGUCGAGAUCCUGAUGGCCGACGACGCUGAGCUGAACAAUGUUGUGGGCCUCAAGCAGAUGCAGCCGUACCGCCGGAACGCUUCCAAGCCCGCGAACCUCGGCAAGCGCCUCAAGCGCUUCCGCGAGGACCUCGACGCGAAGCACGAGCCCGAGGCCGAGCCGCCCAAGAAGAAGCGCCUCGGCAAGCAGCAGCGCCAGCGCCUCAAGGAGAAGGAGGCUAGCUAG